AUGGCGAUCUGUACUUAUAACCCACGUACGCUUGCAGCGGAAGCGACCGUCGAAGAUCUGAUGAUGCAAGCCAAGAAAAUCAAGUACGACGUCAUCGGACUGACCGAGACGAGACGACGUCACCCUCUCAACGCCGUAUACGAAACUGGAGAAGAACUGUUCUUAGGAACAUGCGACAGUAGAGGUGUUGGUGGAGUUGGCGUCCUCGUCAACACGAAUAUAGCAAAGAACAUCGACUCUUUCGAACAACUUACGACCAGAAUCGGACGUCUGCGGAUGAGAAGAUGUGGUCCAACAACAGCUUUGACAAUCUACGUCGCUUACGCUCCAACAUCAAGCUAUGAAGAAGAAAAAAAUCGAAGCUUUCUAUAUGGACCUGGAGAAAUUCUACCGAGAAGAUCUUGCCUUCUACAAGGUUAUAAUUGGCGAUUUCAACGCCAAAGUUGGCCCAAGAUGAACGCCGGAGGAACUUCACAUCGGGACCCAAGCAACUCGCAAUUCCAGAAGCCCUCCUCUCUACGCUGUGCGUGGGAGUCACCCGGUGGAGGGUACCGUAAUCAAAUAGACCACAUCAUCGUAAAUAAAAGGUUCUGCCAGACGGAUGUCGCUGUUGUACCAAAGUUCUAUACGGGAUCGGACCAUCGCCUCCUCCGACUAAGAUUUUCAUUCACAAGGAGAGAAGAGAAAACCGCCAAGUUCAGAGGGAGAAAUCCCAGAACCACCAUCAACUGGGAUCUCUUCGCUACGUUAGCCGGCUUUUGGGAAGAUUCCGCAAUGGACAACAUCGAUGAGGAAUAUGACCGGCUCGUUGAACACCUUCGUGACUGCGCGAAGAAGGCUGAGAGUUCUAAAACCACCAAGAGACGCCUGUCUCUUGAAACUCUUGAGCUAAUACGCCAGCGUGCAGCAGCACGAGCGGCAGGGAACCAAGAACUCACGUCCGAGCUCGCAAGGCUUUGCAGAGAGGCGAUAAAGGAAGACCUUAAAGAGAGAAGAGCAGAAGUGCUGGCUGAGGCUGCAGAGGCGGAGAAAAGCAUCCGCUAUGCCCGUCGAGACUUCGCCAGUCGCAAGACGAGAGACAAGGAGAGAAGAGAAAGACAAGAGUGGUCCUUAAUGGGAGUGAAAAAGUCUUGGAUGAAGGACAGCCAUGCGAGCAAGCAGAGUUCCGAAAGGAUUCACUACGAGUUUACAUUCAUUCAUUCAUUCAUAGUGUUUCGAAAUUCAUCGAGGUAUCACGAGAGUACAAGAUGCCGCUCUGUCUCACCUUCAUCGACUUAA
Molecule: messenger RNA, 1278 nt
Organism: Necator americanus (New World hookworm)
Lineage: Eukaryota; Metazoa; Nematoda; Chromadorea; Rhabditida; Ancylostomatidae
Exons: 1
Coding region: 1-1278 (425 amino acids)
Source: RefSeq, a predicted model, not a curated record